AUUAAUUGAUACGCGAUCGAUUCGUCUCAUCAGUUCUUCAGGCAAUUCUUUUCCGUUUACGACGUUCAGCUUCCUGACUUAUCCAAUCUCUUAGAUUAUACGUUCACUUUGUAACACCGUAGUUCGAGGUCUAUUUUGCAAUAGGAAGACUAUACAAGGAUGAAAGAAACAAGCUAAGUAUGUUGGAAUGCUCCGACGGAUAUUUUAUAUCAGCUUAUAGAAUUUGGAGAAAUAUUAUCAUAGCGGGAAGACUCGAUGGUACUUUAGUUUUCGAAACAACGAUUUUCUUACUGAAAUUUUCGGAAAACAAGACACAAACAUUGGACGAUAAUUUGUCCGAAAUAACGAGCUGCGAAAGGUUCUACAAUUCGGACCUGAGCAAGAAGUGUUCACGUAUGUUCCUCAAUUGGUGAGUACUAUUUCCCAACGGUUGUUCCGUUUUUUUUUCGAAGUUGUAAAUAAUUAUUUGAUACAAUAGUAGUGGGAUUAGAAAAAGUUGGAGGUUGUCGUUAUGUGCACCGUAACGUAAAAUGCAAAUUGAAAAUUAUUUUUUUUUUUUUUCUUGUAACGCGGAAUUUAUAAAGUCUAGACAGUUGUUACAAAUUCAAUAAUAUCAUAGGUGUGUGGAUAGCGUAUUUUCGGAUGACAUACCACAGUAUUUAUUGCACAAGUUAUUUUUAGCGUUGUUAUAUUAGCUAAUAUGUAAAUUGGUGUUUUAUGAGGAUGCGGAAGUAGGAAUCGUACGUCAAAUCUUCUAAUAAUCCGGUAUGGACAAGAAAUUUCGUCACGUAUUUCAACUAUGCGCGUUCAAACGGAUUAUGUAUAGGUCAAACUAAUCCGUAUAUCAUUUGAAUUUCGCAAGACGAUCUUACGAUUCCGAACAAUAAUUUGGGAAAGAGAAAUACGAGAGAAAAAAAAUUUCGUUUAUUUUCAGAAUUUUCUUAGAGCAGCGUGGCCUUUCCCGGGUAGAAUAUUUAUGCCGCCUUUGGCUUACAGAAGAAUGCACAGCACACCGAAUCGUAGAGUACCGACUUCGAUAGCCCUCGAAUUGGCCGGUUUGCAUCCCGCAGUGAAAAGAAGUCAAUCUUUGUACGUUAACAGAGAGAUUUUGAGACGUAAACGUAAGCCGAAGACUUGGCCCACGAUAUUGAUCGAACGAUCUACACGAAUUUACGGCGAAAUACCGAGCGUGGCAGAUGAUAAUAUUCGAGGAUAUCAAGGCCGGACGACAAGGCCUGAUUACUUUUUCGAAAGAUCAGAGGUUGCGAUCUCCCCAAUAAUCGAUGAUAUAUUUAGAGGAAAACGUUAUUCUAUCAAAAAUUUAUUCAACGAUUUGUCGAUGAAAACGGUUUCGAAAAGUUUGUCGGGAUUCAGGUUCCGUCGCGACGCCAACUACGGCGAAGGGGACGUCGAGAAAUCGAACGACUCUCCGCAGACGGAGAAUAAUUACUCCAGAUUACUAAAAAUCCUGUCACGAGAUCGAGUGCACGGAAUAAGCGAAUACGAUGCGGAUAACGCGCGUGAUUUUCAUCGCAGAUCGAAACGCCACGUCGCCCGUGAGGAUAAAGAUUUUGGAGGAAAAGUUGAAGCUGAAGAAAAACCGAACAACGACGUUGACGGGGAAACUGAAGCUUCGCAAAAUAAGAGAGUUACCAGAAAACACAGGUACACACCAGUAUUCAAGGAAUGCAACGAUACGACAGCGGCCAGCGAAGUAGCCGAUCUGAACGCGCCACCGCCCCCGAAUCCGCCGCCCCAGCAAAGACGAGCAACUUUGACGGAUUAUUAUAGAAAUGGCGGAAACAUUCAAGACAUUGACUCAAAUUGGAAUAAAAAAACCCCACGCAAUCAAAACAAGUACGACGAUGAUUCGAAGAUUCCUCUGACCACGAUCCCCCCGGCUGUUGAGGAGGAGGACGAAGAAGAACCCGCUCAAAAGGAGGCGGUUUCGACCACGAAAAAUGAAACUUACAUCAACCUUCAAGAUCAUCAAAAAGAUGCGCAGGUUGGAACGGUGCCUAAAGAUUCGAAUGGCUACCCCGUAGAUAUUCCUGCCUAUAAUCCCGACGUCAUUCCCUACGUUGAUGUUCCGGACUAUUCGGAUCAAAGGGAAGAAAGUUUGGAUAAGGACGACAGGAAAGUUGCCAAGGAAAAAUACGUAGAGUACCCGGACGAAGAAGCAGAUGUGAUAGACCCGGGAUUGGUUCUGGCAAAUAAUGGAAAACGUUCGGAAAAGAUUAUCGUCCGUGACGAGGACGUUCAGGAGCCGGAAGAGGUGAAAGAAGAAAUUGAAGAAGAACGUGGAAGUGACGAAGAGGAAGCUGAAAAAUCACCGUUCACAAGUAUCGCUGAUGAAUCGGACGAGGACAAAGAAAAGGAAAACGAAGAAACAAUUUCGAAAAACGUUCGAUCCGAUGUUACAGACGAUACCUAUGAUUUUGGCCCGAUACAUUUCGAUAUAGAGGAAUACAGAAAACCGUUUAACCUCGAAGAACUGUUCAAGGAUAUUGAGAAGGAAGUUGAAGAGAAAAACGCGACAAAGGGAGACGUCAACGAACACCAGGGAAGCAAAAAUAUUCCUGUUCGCGGUGACAGUAAUGAAGCAAGAGGCUCGUACAAACCGUACUGGGACGACGGUGAUUUCAAGGCCUUCGAAAGUCCGCUGGUGAAAACACGAGGUGAUAAAUUAACCGAGAAAAACGUAGCUAAUAACGAUGAGAAAAAUUCACCGCAAGAUUCGACGCUCGUACCGCCGAAUUUCUUCGAAGAAUUUGACAGAGUCUUCGGUCCAGCCGCUUCCGACAAACCUUUUUUCGCCGAUUACUUCCGCGAAGACGACGAAGAGAAGGAGAAGGAAGAACGUCUUCCGGCUUCUUCUUCUUCUUCUUCGUUAAUUAAAAAUGACGACUAUCCUUACGGGGAUGAAAAUACUUACGAAAAUCUUUUCGCGACCGACGUUAACGGGAAGAAAUCUAAAUCGGAAUCCAAAACCACCAAGGACAACGACGACGACGACGACGUUUACUACAAGAAAUAUUCAGAUCACGACGUCGCUGAUUUCCUCGAGGAAAAAAAGGCAGAUGCCGAGGCUGAAGAGCCGUAUAAAACUCUCGCUACUAUUCUAGAUAAAAAAGAUGACAUUUCUAGACUCGACGAUGAAGUUUCCACCAAAGCUAAAAUGGAGGGUAAAGUACCGAAUAAAUACAAUAACUUCUGGACACUUGAAUACGGUAGUCCGGAUAGGUCGGAAAAAACUUAAUCAAGACAAAAA
Molecule: messenger RNA, 3271 nt
Organism: Athalia rosae (coleseed sawfly)
Lineage: Eukaryota; Metazoa; Arthropoda; Insecta; Hymenoptera; Athaliidae
Exons: 1
Coding region: 977-3259 (760 amino acids)
Source: RefSeq, a predicted model, not a curated record